Molecule: messenger RNA, 1138 nt
Organism: Teleopsis dalmanni
Lineage: Eukaryota; Metazoa; Arthropoda; Insecta; Diptera; Diopsidae
Exons: 3
Coding region: 683-1138 (151 amino acids)
Source: RefSeq, a predicted model, not a curated record
GAGAAUUGUAGCAAUAGCAAGAGUUUCGCGGAAACUGUAAAUAAAUAUAUAUCAACACAUUUAAAAUAUAUAAAGUUAUAAAAAAAAAACGAAAAAGUAUAAUUGAAAGCAAAAGGUUAAUUUAAACGAAAUUGAAAUAUUGAAAAAAUAUAAUUAAUAUGUGAAUAUUCUAAGCACAGCCUCACAAUUUGCGUAUUCAUUUGAUAGAUACAAUAAAAGAUUGAUUUUCAUAUAUAAGGCCGACUCUUAAUUAAGGCUUACGACGCCGAUAAUUAUUAUUAUAAUCACGCAAUUAAAAUUAUUAUUAAUAACUUGUUGCCUAAAAUAAUUUUCAAUAUUGAUUUGUACCUGAUUAAACAAAAAAGUGGUCGUAAUAAUCUUCAACCAACUAACCACCACCCACUUUAAACACCCGACAACAACAACAACAACGCACGCACAAACAUAUGGAUAAGGAAGAAGCACAGGUAGAAGUAGAGGCUUAAAAACAAUGUCAUACUGAGAAAAAAAAACCAUAACCAGCUAAAAUAAAUGUUUUGACGUAAUUAUGGCAAUGAAUUAUAAAUAAAUAAUGUAUUUUAAAAUCGUUUGCAGUAGAAUUUUACAAAAUUCAUAAAGCAAUUAGUUUUGUAGAGAAACACAGUUGCUUUUUUGUUGUUGGUAAUAAUUUUUAGUGGAAAAAAUGCAAAGCCGCCGCCGCCCAUUAUUUCCAAUUGAACCGAUUGACGAUGCUGCCACCAGUGCAACAACAAAGCUGCGUUAUGUACUGCGUAUUUUGCAAGUGAAUUGGAAAAUAUAUGCUACCGCCUUCGCCUUGGCACUAUUGGCCGUACUCUGGUAUUAUCCGGCGUUUUUCUUCGUUUUCCUGUUUGUAGGUUAUUCACUGCUCUUGGCGCUGGCGGCUGUCGUCGCUACUAUUUAUAUACAUUAUAUCUUCACCACAAAUGAACCAAUCAAACCUAAUCGGGAACCUUCCAAUGUGCUCUACAAUGCCACAAAAAGCAGUAUUUUCGAUUUGCCAAAUCCAAUUAAGAAUCCAUCAAAUUUGCCAUUGAUAUUUGGGAAGACUGUUGACCUACAAUUACAACAAAUAAUUGAAUAUGUAUUGCGGGAUUUCAUGCUGCCUUGGUUGGGGUAA